Molecule: messenger RNA, 363 nt
Organism: Lymnaea stagnalis (great pond snail)
Lineage: Eukaryota; Metazoa; Mollusca; Gastropoda; Lymnaeidae
Source: the annotation of a GenBank genome assembly
AUGUCGUCUGCUGUGUCACAGAAAGAAGAGCAGCACCAAAAAGUCAAACAGAGAUUUCGCAAUGUCCUCACGAAGGUGACGCACGUCAGACGCGCCAUCUCCCCCGUGGAAACCAUCACAAAGAUUGACAACGAUAGAAAGCGACAGGAAAGUUUGGCGUCAGUUGAGUCAUGCGAAUCGGAUCUGCCGCCGUAUUCGUCUGACAAGGAAAGCAACAAGGUCAAGGCCCCGUCCAAGGAAAAGACAACCGUAAACAAGUACAAACUUAUCGGGAAACACAUCGAUUUGGUCUCCUUUGUUUGCUUUUUCCUGGUGUGGCUCGGCGUUACUGUAGGAUUCAUGUUAAAUAUUGCUGUCUUUUAA